This is a messenger RNA of Diachasma alloeum, 4148 nucleotides long. It is a transcript of the gene Uvrag, whose product is annotated as UV radiation resistance associated protein. Gene Ontology annotation, molecular function: SNARE binding. The transcript is spliced from 3 exons. The record is from RefSeq and is a predicted model, not a curated record. The coding region runs from base 354 to 2909 and encodes 851 amino acids. Gene Ontology annotation, biological process: SNARE complex assembly. NCBI's taxonomy places the organism in Eukaryota, Metazoa, Arthropoda, Insecta, Hymenoptera, Braconidae. Gene Ontology annotation, cellular component: lytic vacuole; endosome.
ACUGAACUGUCAAUUUUUGACUCUGCUAGAUUGACAUUAACACACGCCAGAUGUAACAAUGCAAUAGUGCUCGAAUAAAUAUCAAUAAAUUCUGAUAUUCAUAAUCAAUUUCAAGGUCUCCAGUACCAACCACUAAAACCCUAUUUAUUGACAAUAAACGUCAUUAACGAUUACGAUCAAAUGAUCGCAAUUUAAGUGACAGAUAACCUUAUACGCUCAACAAUGAUCAAUGUCACAUAGAUUAUUCAGUGAUUAUUCGUCAUUGUGCUUUGUUAGUCACAAUUUGACAAAACGGGUGAACAAAACAAACUCAACAUAUUAAAGUGGGUGGUGGUUUGCCAUGACUGUGAAUAAUGGAGGUGAAAGUCGCGGAGGGUCUCGUAAGGGACUUAGACCUAACACUUCAGCCGCGAGCCGCACCGAGGUACAAAGUUUGGCUGCCCUUAGCCACCCAACAGCUGCGCCUGAGGAGCUUGUGCCAAGUGAUAGGCUGCAACUUGGAGACGGAUAAGAACAUUGAAACAUGCUGGUUCUAUUUCACACUCCACAGAUCGAGCAUGUCAUCACCAUUUUAUACAAGUGAACCCAUUGACAACGCUAGUCCACGAUGGGCGAGCCUUGAAGUGCCUACUUUACAUGCAACUGGCCUCUCCACUGCCAAUGAAAUAGUUUUACGCCUGUGGAGACGUACAGUAGUGGCCGACCCAACGACAGACGUAACAGUAUUCACCUGGGGUAUCUCCUUUACCGGUCUCGUCUACAUGGGCCCAAAGCUCUCGAACAAUCUCGAACCAAUGCUCCGCCCCAACUCCCUCAUAUUUCACCUCUACGGUGGCUUCUUCGUGCCAUCCUACUGCCUUCUCCAUCCCCCUGAAUUCCGUCGUUACCUCUACAUGAGCGUCAGCAACUCUGAGAUUCGCGAGAGCUACACAGUCUCCAAACUGACCAGCCUCAGACGCAAGAUGCUGCUCCUGAAACAGCAGACUGAGGCAACAGAAGCGUUACGCGAGAGAAUAGCCUCCGGAGACGGUGUCCAAUCUCCAAAAUUCAAGCAGACAACUCUCAAUCGAUUACUGCAACCGAAGAGAAUAAGUAAAGAGAAGAGGGCAGAAAUCCUGAAGAUGAGAAAGGAAUUAGAAGUAGCAAAAUUUAGAACAAAAUUACUAGAACAAGAGAGAUUAAGAAAAAUGGGCGAAUUACGUGGAUUGAAUCAAUUACACCUGACUGUGAUGGAAGAGAACCAGGACCACGGUUCGUUGCUGAUGGAGAGAUACAGAGAACUGAACAAAGACAUGGAGAGACUGAGGGAAUGGCGUCAGAGUCACAUAGAGACUCGAGAAGUUUACGUGCAGACCUCGGCACAGUUGGCCUUCAGAAGACGCCAGCUGAUGUCUGACCUCUGCCUGAUCUUCCCCAUUCGUCAGGAGUCUGAACGAAAAUACACCAUCAAUAACGUACACCUACCGGAGAGUGAAGAGCUGGACUCCUGCAACGACAUUCAGACCUCAGUGGCCCUGGGUUACGUGGCCCAGUGCACACAGAUGGUAGCCAACUUCCUUAAUGUUCCCACCAGGUACCCCAUCCUCCUCAAUGGCUCUAGGAGCAAAACAGUCGACCAUAUCAAUGACAAUUUUCCUGAGAAAGACCGUCAGUUUCCACUCUUCUCACGGAGCAAGGACAAAUUACGGUUUCAUUAUGGAGUUUAUUUAUUGAAUAAAAACAUUGCGCAGCUCAGGUGGUACUGUGGCCUCACCACGAUUGAUUUACGCCCAACAUUAGUCAAUUUAGGAUCUCUGCUGAAUUUAAAACCCAAUCAGUCAUUGGACAACUCGAAACGAACCUUCUCAGGAUCUUCUUUGGACACUGAUAACAGUGCCAAUGGAAAGCACAAUGUCCCCCUGACUCCACCCCUACAAAAAGUCAUGAUCGAUAAAAUCAACAGAACUAAGACGAUGAGUCAGUUGAGAAUGUUGAGAUCUUCAUUAGGAUCUUCCCUCGAUCAAGGUCUCGAUAAACCGAAUCAGAGUCUCGUACUUGGAAAGCAGAGCAAACGGAUUUGCAAGUCUGAGGAGUCGGCAAUCGACGAAAAAACGUUUUCAUUACCUAGAGAUGGGUUGAGCAACAGUAGUGAGGAGACUAUUGACGACGGAGUGUUUCAAGAUGCUAAUGCUGAGAGAUUGAAGCCAUUGGAGUCCAGUGAACUCAUUGAGCCUGAGAUCGAGAUCACGAUACCUGUGUCUGUGUCAAAACCAAAGUGCGAUGACGAUGGUAUCAGACAGAGGAGUUCCAACUCGAUAAGCAGCUGUGAGAUGGCUCUAGGGGGGUCUCAGACUGAUGUGGACAGGCCGAAUGGAGAAUUGGAUGCUGGGAAAAUUGAGAUUCCAUUGAAUAAACUUGCUAAUAAGUUGAAUAAUAUUCACGUUCAAUCGAAUGAGAGUCCCACGACUUUUGGCAUGGAAAAAUCAGAAAAGGAGAGGAGUCAAGAGACUUUGACUAGUCUGGUGGGUGACAAAAGAGUGAUCGAGAGCACUGAGACACUCUCCAGUUCAUUGGUGUCGCUGGAUGACACCAGCAACUCCUGCGAACGGAUCGAGGAGAGACUGAGUGUCGCCUCCAGCUGCCCUGAGAGUGCUAAAUCGUUCUAUGAUGAUGCGGAUGAAACUCUGAGGAGCAAUUGGAGGACCGAGUCCAAUCCCAGUCUCCAGAUGUUGGGCGGAGUGGAGAGGAGGACAUUUCCCGUUCCCAUCUCUCGAUCACAGCCUAACAGGGUUCAGGAGGCCGUCAAUGAUUAUCAAGCCUCCACAGAGUUCAUUGAUUCCAUACGUAAAAGCUCGGAAAAUGUUUUUGCAAGGACUGAAGCACUCGCGAACAAAAAAACGAGCUUCAAAGUCAUGAAGCCAAGGUUCUAGGGUUAUUUGUGAUUCGAGAGAAAUUAUUUUUCAAUGAUUCCAUAAAUUAAUUAUUGUAAUUUAUUAUAGCUCACAAAUUGAUUUUUCUUUAUUGGUGGAUUAAUGUAAUUUUUAUUGGAGAAAAGAAUGAUUGAAAGCUUGAAGAGGUGAAUUUUGUUGAUGAGGAAUUGUUAAAUUAGAGGAUUUAUAUCAAUUGAUUCAGUUCAGUUGACGUACAAAUUAUGUUGGAAAUAAAUGUUUGGAGAUUUUAUGAGGAAAUUUCUGUUUACAUUUUAUUGUUCAAAUAAAUGUCGCUCGAUUUGUAAUCAUUUUCUUCUCAGUAUAAGCGCGAGUGAGAUUAAUUGGAACAGAGAACAAUGAUUGAAUGAUUAAAUUAUUUCAUUAUAUAGAACACAUAAUAAAAUAGUAAUUUUAUUAUCCAUUGUUCACUGGUCUCACUCUUUUAUUUGAUGUAUAUAUAAUUUAUAGUACGAUGUUAAAAGCUGUAUCGAAUUUGCUUCUGUUGAGAUGACACUUGCGAAUUAAUCAUGAUAAUAAUAUAUAUUGAUUAUUUACAAUUAUUGUAUCUGGCUCAUUUAAUGCUAUUAGAGUUGUCCUUCAAUAUCAAAGGAUUCAUUUUCCUUCUCAAUGUUGUUUUUUUUCCACUGCUCAUCGGUCCAAAAAUAAUUUAGCAUUUUAUCCUACCGUAUUAUUGAUAAUGAUGACAAUCACGAUUCAUUGUAACUAUCGAUACGAUGAUUUGAACCUUAAAAUCUAGAAAAAUGGCAUUUUCGAGCUUAAAUAAUUCUCUCAUUGUAUGUACAUAGUUUCGAAAAAUGUGAGAUGGGUAAAGAGAUCUUAACGGUUGUUUUUUUUACUAAAAUCAGUGAAAAAUUGUAUUUGUUUUAUUUGGAAGGAUCGACUCCUGUGAGACUGGCACUAAUUUCCCAGAGUUUUUCGGCCACUUCUGGCUUCAGGGUCUUCUUUGAUGCGUAAACUUUGCAGUCACGAUAGAGUAAUCCACUCUCGUUUGACAGGGAAGCAUCUGUUGCACAGUGUAGAACUGUUUGUGCGCCCUAAAAGGAUUAUAAGUUACUUAAAUUGUUAAUGAAACCCAGUGUUACAAAGAUAAAAUGUAAUAAGUUAAACGGAAAAUGGUUUGUUACACGAUUCUUUUCUUCUUUUACAUGCUCACAUUUUUCAGUAGAACGGGGACAAAGAAUAUGAGAUUCUUAAUUUUUAAUUUUGAAAAAUGACAGA